This is a messenger RNA of Danio aesculapii, 484 nucleotides long. Its product is annotated as phospholipid hydroperoxide glutathione peroxidase-like. The transcript has 5 exons. The record is from RefSeq and is a predicted model, not a curated record. Gene Ontology annotation, molecular function: glutathione peroxidase activity. Lineage: Eukaryota; Metazoa; Chordata; Actinopteri; Cypriniformes; Danionidae. Gene Ontology annotation, biological process: response to oxidative stress. The coding region runs from base 96 to 434 and encodes 112 amino acids.
UUUGUGUGUUGUUUUUCAGGGGUUUUGUGUGCAUCAUCACAAACGUAGCCUCUAAAUGAGGUAAAACUCCAGUAAACUACACUCAGUUUGCGGCAAUGCACGUCACGUACGCUGAGAAAGGUUUACGCAUCUUGGGCUUCCCCUGCAACCAGUUCGGAAAGCAGGAGCCUGGAAGUGAAGCGGAGAUUAAGGAGUUUGCUAAAGGCUACAAUGCAGAGUUUGAUCUGUUCAGUAAGAUCGAUGUGAAUGGAGACUCAGCUCAUCCUCUCUGGAAGUGGAUGAAGGAGCAGCCCAAAGGCAGAGGAACGCUGGGGAACAACAUCAAGUGGAAUUUCACCAAGUUCCUCAUUGAUCGAGAAGGUCAGGUUGUAAAGAGGUACGGACCAAUGGAUGAUCCAAGUGUGGUGGAGAAGGAUCUUCCCAAGUACCUGUAGCGUGUGUAUGCUGCGGCGUCUCCGUCCACUGUGUUUGGACUCUUUCUUUC